AUGAUGCAGCAUCUAUCAAGAUGGCAUACGAGGAAUAAGACCUUAUGCAACUUGACUCCGCACUCUGAUGCAACAGGACUGACCUUAUUAGUUCAAGUCAAUGAUGUUCAAGGCCUGCAAAUCAAGAAAAGCAAUACAUGGGUGCCUAUUAAACCCAUUCCUGGAGCAAUCAUCAUCAAUAUCGGUGAUACUAUGGAGAUAAUGAGCAAUGGGGAAUAUAGCAGCAUUGAGCAUAGAGCUGUCGUGGAUUUCCACAAAGAAAGACUUUCAAUUGCUGCAUUUCACAGCAAAAGUUGGUCCUCUAGCAGAUCUUGCCAAAGAAAUUGGAGCACAAUACAAGACAAUAGAAACCGAGAGCCUUCUCAGACUGAAUCUAAGCACCAAUCUUGUUGGCAAAAGCUUACUGGAUCACACGAGGAUAAAAAAAAAUGA
Coffea eugenioides is the source of this 432-nucleotide messenger RNA. Its product is annotated as S-norcoclaurine synthase 1-like. The transcript has 2 exons. The coding region runs from base 1 to 432 and encodes 143 amino acids. The record is from RefSeq and is a predicted model, not a curated record. Lineage: Eukaryota; Viridiplantae; Streptophyta; Magnoliopsida; Gentianales; Rubiaceae.